UCUGGGUUGCUUUGAGCCUGAUCUACGGUGCUGGCAGAAGUCUCUCAGUUGGUGUGGGCGAUGCUAUGGCGGGGGAUCGUGGUGGACUGUUCUUCCUGGGCACUGUCAUCUUGGGUGAGGAAGCUAAGGUAGAGUGAGUCAAGGCCUGCCUGGAAAGGAAUCUCCUUGGGCUGUUUUCAUUUUCCAAGUGGAUUUUGUUGAUUGGAAUACAGAUUGAAAACUUGAAAGGAUCAUGCUUUGCCUCCUGAAACUGAUUGUGAUUCCAGCGAUCUUGGCCCCUGUAGGUUAUCCGCAGGGCCUGCCAGACUUGACUGUUUCCUCCCCUCAGCUGAGAGUGCAUGUGGGUGAGUCAGUCUUGAUGGGAUGUGUUGUCCAGCGCACAGAAGAGAAACACGUGGACAGAGUGGAUUGGCUAUUCUCGAAAGAUAAAGAUGAUGAGAAUGAAUACGUGCUGUUCUACUAUUCCAACCUUAGCGUGCCUACAGGGCGCUUCCAGAACCGGUCCCAUUUGGUGGGGGACAUCUUCCGCAAUGACGGCUCUCUCCUGCUCCAAGAUGUUCAGAGGGCCGAUGAGGGAAUCUACACCUGCGAAAUCCGCCUCAAAAAUGAGAGCAUGGUGAUUAAAAAGCCCGUGGAACUGUGGGUGCUACCAGAGGAGCCUAAAGAGCUCAGAGUCCAAGUAGGUGAUACAACUCAGAUGAGAUGUAUUAUCCAGAGCACAGAAGAGAAGCGGGUGACCAAAGUAAACUGGAUGUUUUCUUCAGGAAGGCAUGCUGAGGAGGAGACAGUCUUGAGCUAUGACUCCAACUUGCGUAGUGGAAACUUACAGAGCCUGGGCCGCUUCCGCAACCGUGUAGACCUGACAGGUGACAUUUUCCGCAAUGAUGGCUCAAUCAGGCUUCACCCAGUGAAGGAGUCUGACCAAGGAAUCUACACUUGCAGCAUCUACCUGGGGAAGCUGGAGUCCAGGAAAACCAUUGUGCUGCAUGUGAUCCAGGACGAAUUUCAAAGGUCAGCUUCACCAACUCCUCCAACUGAUAGGGGUCAGCAGGGGAUCCUGAACGGAAAUCAGCUGGUGAUCAUUGUGGGGAUCGUCUGCGCCACCUUCCUGCUGCUUCCGGUUUUGAUAUUAAUUGUGAAGAAAACCAAGUGGAAUAAGAGUUCAGUAAGUUCUAUGGCUUCUGUGAAGAGCCUGGAGAACAAAGAGAAGACUAAACCAGAGAAGCAUAUCUACUCCUCCAUAACUACGUGGGAGACAAUAGAGAGAGAACCAAGUGGCGAGUCAGAGGGCACCUACAUGACCAUGAAUCCAGUUUGGCCUUCUUUGCCCAGAGCAUCCAGUUUGGCCCGGUCUUCAGUCAGAUCCAAGUAAUGUGGUUGAAAAAAGAAAAGUCACCUUGGGGAAUUCCCAAAACUUUCUGAGAAGAAGGAGAGACUCUUUUUGAUGUUCCCUGGGGCCACUGUGCCAACUAUUUUAGACUUGUGCAUUCCAUCUGGUCUUGGCCUCCAUCAAAAGGCUGAAGAUGGAGGGUUUGGAGUCUGGCAGGAAGACCGAACUGCUCCAGAUAACCAGGCACUGAUGAGGGGAAGGAGACCUCGGACUUCUCCCAGUAGUGGUGUGCGGGCUGGUGAGGGAGCUGCCUGAUCUGCCUUGUGCUUUCAAGCACUCCAUCGGGCCAGAUCUGUAAUGUGAACAGUGGUUUGCUUGUCUGUCUAUUUGUUUUUGUGGAUGAGCUACUAAGAGACUCACAGAGAUAUAAACAAAAAAAAUUAUUUGGAUGAAUUAUCCCCAAAUAAGUGUCAUUUGUGGGAAUCAUCUUUUUUGUGUCCUGGAUGAAAGGCAAGUGGGGAAAUUUGAAGGAUGGAACUCCUGAGAGAGUGUCCUUUGAGGAGAGCCACAAUGGACUUAACAUCUGGGGACUGGUUUGGUUCUGGGGGAAGACCUAGGGGUAACCCGUUGGAAGUGGGAUACGAAAACAGCUCUGGGAUCUCCUCAGGCUGCGGAUCUGCAUCGGUGGCUAGAGCUAGGCCUGUGGUGUUUAGACAUCCAUCCUUUCCAAAUGUAUUGAACAGGCCUGCCAAAGCAAACGGCCAACGAUUGAAUUCUUGGUCUGAAAUACGAGAUUCCUAUACUUUUCACUGUUGUCAUGAGACUUAAACAGGUUGCUCUUGUUUAAUGGCUUAUCUCUCUGUUGCUGGAGAGAUAGCCCAAAUGGGCGUGGUGCUGGAGAGAUAGCCCAUCAGUUAAGAGGACUGACUGCUCUUGCAGAAGACUGGGGUUUGAUGCCCAGCAUCCACAUGGUGGCUCAUAACUGCUUGUAACUCCAAUUCCAAGGGAGCUGACACCUUCGUCUGGCCUCUGUGGUCCCUGCAUGCACAUGGUACAUGGACAUACAUACAGGAAAAACACCCAUAUAUAUAUAAAGGUUUUUUUAAAUGUUCAAUAAAAACUAAAUAAAAGUGUUGAUCUU
Mus pahari (shrew mouse) is the source of this 2471-nucleotide messenger RNA. It is a transcript of the gene Jaml, whose product is annotated as junction adhesion molecule like. The record is from RefSeq and is a predicted model, not a curated record. Gene Ontology annotation, cellular component: membrane. The coding region runs from base 233 to 1372 and encodes 379 amino acids. The transcript has 11 exons. NCBI's taxonomy places the organism in Eukaryota, Metazoa, Chordata, Mammalia, Rodentia, Muridae. Gene Ontology annotation, molecular function: cell adhesion molecule binding. Gene Ontology annotation, biological process: heterophilic cell-cell adhesion; monocyte extravasation; neutrophil chemotaxis.